ACGCGACUUCCCGUAGAAGGGUAUAGUUUGGGAUCGUGGGAUAAUAUUGUUUUUCUGGUUAUUGUCUGGUUAGGAGGCAGUCUGUCAUUUAGGUUGCGAUGGUGUGAAAGAAGGUAAUGUGGAGGCUGUCAUCGUGAGCAGAUGAUGGAUAACCUUAGGCGUGGUAGUGUGGUGGAGCCGCAGAGCGGACUCCCGUCACCCAGUCCACGAGACCCCCUGCUCAGUCCGGACUCUCACAUGGAUGUUCAGGGGUAUAAGUGGGUGCGCUGGCGGUUGUGGUUGUGUCGUCUGGCUGCCGUGCUGUCCUUGGGUGUCCUCCUGAUCGUGUUUCACUGGCGCCCAAGGCUUGCUGUCCUGGCACGCUGCUGCUCCUGCCAUCUGGCUUUGGCAGAUGUUCUGCUAAUAAGAGACAGUUUUGGCCAGCAGCAUUUGGUGGAGGUCCUCACAGAGGAGAUGGAUUGCAGCAGUUUGGAAAUGGUGGUAGAGCUGGAGGAAAUUGAAUGGAGAGAUACAGUUCAGCUGCACAAGGAGGAGAAAACGCUGCUGCGCUACUACCUGUUUAAAGGACUGCGCUACAUCUGGCUGGGCAGGAAAGGAGCUUUCUGUCGUGUCAGUGUCCUCAAUGAGGACUGGACCUGCAAUGACGUGUAUGGCUUCCAAAAGGGCCUGAGUCACCUGGAGCAAAGCCUCAGGAGACUCAUGUAUGGGCCGAACCUCAUUGAUGUGCAGGUGAAGUCUUACGUGAAACUGCUGUUUGAGGAGGUCCUCAACCCGUUCUACGUGUUCCAAGUGUUCAGCAUCACCCUGUGGAUUGUCGACAAUUACUAUUAUUACGCCAUUUGUAUAUUUAUUAUCUCCAUUUUAUCCAUCGGUAUCUCACUUUAUGAGAUCCGCAAGCAAAGCGUCACUCUUCGCAACAUGGCCCGGUUGGUCACGAAUGUCACAAUACGGAGAAACUCAGGAGUGGAGGAGCUUGUUAGCUCGGAGGAACUGGCCCCCGGCGACUGUCUAAUCAUCCCUCAGGAAGGUCUGCUGCUGCCAUGUGAUGCGGCCCUGCUGGCUGGGGAGUGUCUGGUCAACGAGAGCAUGCUCACAGGUGAAAGUGUCCCAGUGCUAAAGACACCACUGCUAGCUGGUGAGGGGAGGUACAGCUCAGAGACUGAGCGCAGACACACCCUAUUCUGUGGCACCCAGCUCAUUCAGGCCAAAAGUGGAGGUCCGGGAGGCAGCGGGGCUGUUGCUGUGGUCAUAAGCACCGGGUUUUUCACAGCCAAAGGUAACCUGGUCAGCUCCAUUUUGUAUCCUCAUCCAACCGACUUCCGCUUCUACCAAGAUUCUGUUAAGUUCCUGCUCAUCCUUGGUUUUGUUGCUUUUGUUGGCAGCAUUUACAGCUUUGUGGUCCUCUUCAGAUCGGGUGCGACCUGGCUGGAGUUAGUAAUUAUGAGCCUGGAUGUUGUGACCAUCGCAGUGCCUCCUGCACUAUCUGCAGCCAUCACCACUGGCACUAUCUAUGCCCAACGCAGGCUGAAGAGCCAGGGCGUCUUCUGCAUCAGUCCACCACGCAUCAACAUCUGUGGCAAGGUCUCGCUCUUCUGCUUUGACAAGACAGGGACUCUUACGGAGGACGGUAUGGAUGUGUGGGGAGUGAUGGAGGGCGGACCUGCCGGUUUCUCAGAGCUGGUCCCAGAUCCCAGACUCCUGCCCCCAGGCCCCAUGCUCUCAGGCCUGGCCUGCUGUCACACUGUGACGCUGUUGCAAGGACAGCCUCUCGGAGACCCUCUGGAGCUCAAGAUGGUCGAGUCCACUGGUUGGACACUCCAGGAGCCAGAGGGAGAUGGAAAUGUGCUGGAUGCAGAGUUUGGAGGCCACAGAGUUUUGGCUGUUUUGAGUCCGCCUACUCAACAGCCUCGAGCUCAAGGAGCUUCUACAAGCGAGGCGGUGGCCAUUGUUCAGAGGUUUCCCUUCUCCUCGGCACUGCAGAGGAUGAGUGUGGUGACCGUGGCCCGCGGCGGACGUUCGGCCCUCGCAUUCAUGAAAGGAUCCCCAGAAAUGGUGGCUAGCCUCUGCCGAGCACAAACUGUGCCAGGGCAGUUCUCCAGCAAACUGCACAGUUUUUCCAGUGAAGGUCUCCGAGUUCUUGCACUCGCCUAUAAACCAGUAGACGGGAACACUGACUUAAGCACCAUUGAACGAGGGGAGGUAGAGAAAGACAUGCAGUUCCUGGGCUUGAUGAUGAUGAAGAAUCUGGUGAAGCCAGAGAGUCCCCAGGUUAUUAACAUGCUGAGACUGGCACACCUUCGCAGUGUAAUGGUCACUGGGGACAACAUUUUAACAGCAGUCAAUGUAGCAAAAAGCUGUGGGAUGGUAGGAUUUGAUGACAAGGUGAUAUUCGUCAAUGCACCCCCCACUGCCCAGUCCAUACCCACCCUGAGGUUCAGCCUGGAAGACAGAGGGGAGGUCAUCACUCAGGGCCUGUACCAGGGUGGUUUUGACUAUCACUUGGCUAUUAAUGGCAAGUCCUUUGCUGCCCUCUGUGAUCACUUUCCUGAGUAUUUGCCAAAGGUUUUGCUGCGAGCCACAGUAUUUGCACGCAUGGCUCCUGACCAGAAAACCCAGCUAGUGAAGGAGUUGCAGAAACUUAACUACAAGGUGGGCAUGUGUGGGGACGGGGCCAACGACUGCGGGGCCCUGAGAGCUGCUGAUGUUGGGGUUUCUCUGUCUGAAGCCGAGGCUUCAGUCGCGUCACCUUUCACUUCCAAGACUGAAAACAUCAGCUGUGUGCCGCUGCUUAUCAGAGAGGGCCGGUGUUCUCUGGUCACCUCAUUCAGUCUCUUUAGAUACAUGGCCAGUUACAGCCUCAUUCAGUUCUGCGCUGUCCUCACCCUCUACACAGUGAGGACGAGGUUGUCCGACGUGCAGUUCUUGUUUUGUGACUUGUUUCUGGUGACGACACUGGCCAUUGUGAUGGGGAGAGGGGGCCCCAGUGACAAGCUGGACCCCUCCAGACCCUCAGCCAGUCUGCUGUCCCUGCCUGUGCUUGGCAGCCUCUUCAUCCACACCUGCGUGAUUGUUCUGGGCCAGCUGGCUGCGCUCUUCAUCACCACCUCACAGGACUGGUACGUUCCAAUCAAUUCAACAAGGAUUGGCGCAGCCAAUCUGCCAAACAUGGACGACACCAGUGUGUUUGCCUUGUCUGGUUUCCAGUACAUCAUCAUGGCUGUGGUGGUCACCAAGGGAUACCCUCACAAGAAACCCUUAUACUACAAUUGGAUUUUCCUCUGUGUACUAUUGAUCCUCUUUGCCCUGAUGACCUGGCUGGUGUUGAAUCCUGCGCCUGCCCUUGAAAUACUGAAACUGUACGACUUCUUUGAUAUGAAUUUCAAAAUGCUGCUCGUCGCUCUGGCUGCUCUUAACUUCCUCAUUUGUUUUUUUGUGGAGCUGCUGAUAGAUUUGGGUAUCCUGAACUGUCUUCGGGCGCUGCGUGGGAGGCGCGAAUCCAAGAAACAGUAUAAACGUCUGAACAUCCUUCUGUCUGAAUCCCCCUCAUGGCCACCCCUUAAUCAAACCCUGUCACCCAGAGAUUACACAGUCAUCCAAUUUAGCUAGCAUCUGUUUGCCCCUCUGUUGGACACUGUCGUGACCCAAGCCAAAAGAUGCUGUGGAUGUCGGAGUUACAUCCUCAACUUGAUCAACAAUACAAAGUCAUGUUUACCUUUGAUUAAUAAAAACUAUUUUUAUUUAAACUA
Molecule: messenger RNA, 3746 nt
Organism: Perca fluviatilis (European perch)
Lineage: Eukaryota; Metazoa; Chordata; Actinopteri; Perciformes; Percidae
Gene: atp13a2
Product: ATPase cation transporting 13A2
Biological process (GO): regulation of mitochondrion organization; intracellular calcium ion homeostasis; regulation of autophagosome size
Cellular component (GO): membrane
Molecular function (GO): ATPase-coupled monoatomic cation transmembrane transporter activity; P-type ion transporter activity; ATP binding
Source: RefSeq, a predicted model, not a curated record